GUGGGUGAGAGGUCUUUUGCGUUCGGCUUCAUUAACAAACAUUUAGUUGUAAAUCUUGACGUGUUUAGGCGAGAUAUGUAUUUAAAUCAAUAUCGAAAUGAUCAUUCGUGUCAUUUUUCGUGAAUAUGACCUAGUUCAACAUGAACUACGCUUCAGUCAAAAUUGAAGCUAAGCGACCCAGCUAGUUAGCUGCUUAGCUAAAUUAGCUAAUGUUGGUGGGGGUUAACUUAGUAAGUUAAAAUAGAGGUCGCUUAUAAAGCGCCGCUUUCUCGCUUAUAAACUUUCUCAUGUAAUGUCAGAAGUUAGAAGAUGUACGUUAAUGUCAGGAAACACGGAUUCAUCUAACUUAACGCAAUGGACAGCAUCGCUAAACGGCGAGAGGAUAAUAAUACUGACGGCGCGGAUGAGAGUGAAAGGAAACGAAUGACAUUUGACAUGAACAGUGGUGUUAGUCGAAGGGGUGAAAACGUGUCUCCUAACUCCUGGGACUCCUUAGAGUCGGAUACGGAAAGUUUAGUUCAGGAAAGAGCUUACCAGCGGGAGCUUCAGAGGCGCAUUUUGGGUGAAGACGGUGACAAAAGUCAUUAUGCUGCGAACAAAUAUUGUGUGAAUGUGGACGAGGAGAGGUCAGAGUAUGAAGACAGCAUCCAGGAAUCGGAACAGACGCUUCCAGAAGCACAACCGACUGGCACCAGCAAACAUGGACUUCCUGGCAAAAGCGCAGAAUUACCAAGACAGAGCCCUCCUGGGGACGAAUAUGCUGACUUGCGCUAUGAUCCAGACUGGAGAAGAAAUCUGGUUGGGGCUGAGUUUCUCCGCCAAGUCCAGACCAACCUGUCCCUGGAUUCCUCUGAUGAGCCUGGAGACAAUGACAGGCGCCCAGAAGGUGUGACUGCAAUAGGGAGGCAUGAAUAUGUAGUAGUAAGUAAUCCUGCUGUGGCAGAAAUGGAUACUUUUCAGCCCGGCCCUCCUUCGUCCUCCUUUCACCUUCACCCUCAGCAAAACCUGUUCAGUCAUGAAGACACCGCUGUGUCUGUCCCACAGGGUUUGUAUAUGCCUUCAGAGAGCACGCCAUGUUUGAAUUCAGACAGGGCCGUCAAGGCAAGGGACAGAUUUAUCGACCACCAAAGCACUGCUGAAAUCUCUCCCUCUUCUUCUCCACGGGACAGGCAGCAAAGAGACAGGCACAAGAAAUACGACAGAGAGGAUCAAAGCAGUUCUACUGCUCGGAAAGGAAGCGAAGACAAGCUCAACUUACCACUCCCACAGAGGAGACACUCUCGAAAAGUUAGACAGUUCAGACCAAGAGAGGACAUAGUGGAACGCAAUAAAGCAACCUUAGGUAUGAACACUGAAAAACAAGGAUCCUAUCUGAAGGCAUAUGGGCAGAGAGGAAAGAAAGAAGAAGAGGCAAAUGAGCUCCGACAGCCUUCUGUGGACACUUCCAGCAUUGACAGCCUUGGAAGCCCAGACAAUGCCCUAGACCCAGAGCUGAUGUGGAUACAAAAAACUCAAAAACUAAAGAUCCAUAAAGAAGGUAAGCGCUCAGAUGGACCCAGGCAUCGGCUCCAUAAACACAGACCCAACCCGAAUCCUCCUGUAGUGAGAGGAGUUUCAGAUGCAGGUCACCAACCGCAAGUUCCUUCCGAAAACCAGAUGUGCUCUCCAUCGGACUCUGGCAGCAUCUCUCAUCUACCCACUCAACUAUCUUAUCCUUCAGCUCCGACUGUCAACCUCAGCAUCAACCUGAAUGCUCCAGGAAAACUUGCUGAGACAUUCCAUGGUCCUGAGCUACAACAACCUGUUUACACACUCACCCCACCUCCUCCACCACAAUGGAAGAUCAGGCCUAAUGUUUAUAGCCCACCUUUUAUACACCCUGGUUAUACCAUCCACCAGAGCUCUGCCCCUCAGGUGCCUCGGUCUGUCCUGACCCCUGGGCAGCUCCAUGCGGGCAGUAACCAUCUCCAGGGCGCUGGCAAAAGGAUCAGUGGUGAACCUAUCAGAACACACAAGAGCCACAGUGCCAGGACUGCUCCAGAUUGGCCACCUUUUGAGAAAGACCACAGCUUGAAGGUUCCUGAGGUGGUGCUGUAUGAUGAGGAUGGGGUAGAUUCUGCUCAUAUACACCAGGCAUACAGUGGAGGCUAUGCAGUGCUGCCCCCUAUAGGCAGGUCCAACUCCAGUGACACAGAGCUGAGCAGAGACAGAACAGAGCAAAGCCCCAAUGCUUUACAUAGGAGCAGCUCAGAGGGUUACCUCGCACAACUGGAGAAACAAAGACAACUCAAGGCUAAAACAACCUAUAAGGCUUACACGCUGAAGGACUACAUGGCCCUGAAUCAGGAGGUAAAGCUGGGAGGUCUUGGCCCGUCCAACUCCGUAUCUGAGAACAUGGCCGAGAAAAUUAGACGACAGAAGCUGUAUUCAAAUGUGAUCCGUGAACAGAACAAGAAGAUAAGUAGGAUUCCCUUUCUGCCAGCCAGGAAGCCGGUGGGCAGUGACAACAAGGAUGCCAUUCCCAGGAACAAGGCUUUGGAAUAUGCUAAAACCAUUACAAAGCCAAAAGCACCUCAACAGUGGAGGGAGAAGCCCAAAGAGAAGAGUGAGAAUGAGAGCAUGUUUGAGAACUCUGCGUAUCUCCAGUUAGGAGUGGAUCUCUCCCAGCUGGCUACUCUGGAGAUGCUGAGGAAACGGCAUGAGCAGGAGAAACAGAUGGUGGCACGCUUCACCAGCCUCCACCCUGCUUCAUCCAUACCAUCUGUUAACACUCUCUGAACAGUGCUGCCAUAGAAAUCGGUUCAUUGAAGGAGGCUGUGAAUUAGCAUCCCCUUUCUGAUGCUGGGCUUUGAUGUGGGCGCUGCUGAAGGACUUGGCAGAGCCCUGCCAAUGAGCUGAUGGAGCCACGCGCCACAAAACGCUUAAUCUUUUAAUUGAUCACCUUCCACACAACCUAUUCUCAUCAUUUUUUCUCUCCCCCUCUAAAGCAGAAUCCCGUUCUACAAACACUGCAUGAAUCACUUUCCAAAAAGGGCGUAAAUCCCCAUCCCCAUUAGGCUAAACACUUCAGACAAAUGUUAGCUGCACAUGGUCAGACUGUAGGGGCCUUAAGGGCCCCUGUGGAUGGUAGAUGAUGUACAGUAUAUGUCCAGAAAUGUCCAUGAUACAGCUUCGAAUUAGUGAACUCAGGGUGCUAACACAGAUGUUCAGUUGUGCAAGCACACCUUGUAUUAUCUCCAUAUAAGCAUGGCCGAUAGAAUGAAGCAGCUGCCCAUGAGCCUGAGGUUACCAUGCCAGGCAUUGGAUAGAAGGCAAAGCAUUGACCUGUGGAGCGUUAGAACUGCAUUCUUUGGACUGAUGGAGCUCCAUCCAAUGCCUUUGGGCUUAGUUGGAGUGGAGUUUACGAUCCAGAACUAAUCAACAUCAGUACAUGACCUCUCUAAUGCUCUUUUGGCUGAAUGCUAUCAAAUCCUCACAACAAUGUUCCAACAACUAGGAAAGCCUUCCUAGAAAUGUAGAGUAACUGCAGUACUGAGUUACUGCAACAAAGGAGCUGCAAACUCCCCAGCUUAUUAAUGCCAAUGAUUCCUGACCAGAGGUUGGAUGGGCAGGUGUCAACAAAUUUUAGGACAUGUACUGCAGUAAAAGUAAGCUGUUAAAUAUGGUUCAGUGUGCUGUUGAGCCUGCAUAAAUGCUCUGUUUUUAACAUCUCAGGCGCUGAAAUACUUCUCUUUACAGUUCUGAUUGCAAAAAGCUCAGCUUUUCAUAAUUGAGAUUAGUGCAGCAGUUCCAUGUCUGUAUGUGGGCUACAGCUCUAAUGGCAUCAUUAGUCUGCCUUAAAAUUAAGCUUAAUAUUGAAAUCAUUCAGCUCUGGUGGUCAUGUAGGUUUUAUCGUCCUGCAGCAGCUUAUUUGCUUAUGUGAGCUGUGACUGUUCUGUGCUAAAGUUUAAGGCUAAUGCCCUAAAUUGAACAAAUUAUAUUAUUUUUUCAAUCUAUUUUAUUAUG
Pygocentrus nattereri (red-bellied piranha) is the source of this 4005-nucleotide messenger RNA. RefSeq names its product junctional cadherin complex regulator (gene jhy). Bases 355 to 2778 code for a protein of 807 amino acids. Lineage: Eukaryota; Metazoa; Chordata; Actinopteri; Characiformes; Serrasalmidae. Gene Ontology annotation, biological process: axoneme assembly. The record is from RefSeq and is a predicted model, not a curated record. The transcript is spliced from 9 exons.